UGCCAGUGUUGCCGGACAGUGCGUUCAGAUAUGGACUUCCAGAGGAUCCAUGAGUUCCUGUCUCGACUUCGUCCAGAGUUUGAGCCUCGUCGUGCUCAGUUGUUUGCUCGAGGCCGUGUUCCUAUCUCAGAGCUGCUGACUGAGCUUCGUGCUGAGGAGACUCGUCUGCGUGGUGCUGGACUGCUUGGGACACCCUCUGUUCUUGCUGCUCGAGUUCCCACUGCUCCUGCACCGCCACUUCUUCCUACACCAGUGCCUGCUGCUUCUGGAGGAGCCCGCUCUUCUCGCGGUGGGGGUCGCUCUCGCCCUCCUCGGUUCUGCACUCACUGUCGGAGGCCUGGUCAUCUUGAGUCUGACUGCUACCAGAAGCAACGGGGUGUGCCUCCUCGUGCUCCACCCUCAGCACCUGUCACCACCGGCUUCACCGAGCAGGAUAUAGUGAGACUUCAGCGUCUCCUUGCCUCCUCCGGCUCUGCUUUGACGGGUACUGCUGCCUCCGCGGCUGUUUCCUCUCCACAGUCAGGACACUCACACUCGGGCCCUGGUUGGGGCUGGCCCUCGGUGCCGUGACUCCCAGGGACUUUGGGAGCUUGACUGGCUUCAUGUUCCUUCUUCC
Messenger RNA from Lolium perenne, 616 nucleotides. NCBI's taxonomy places the organism in Eukaryota, Viridiplantae, Streptophyta, Magnoliopsida, Poales, Poaceae. The record is from RefSeq and is a predicted model, not a curated record.